GAGGCGGCAGUCGUGUUGCUAGGAGUUAGUUUCAGACGGUGUUCAGUGCUACACGGAGUGCGCCGUACGAUGUGGUUUGCUUUGUGAAAUUCAUUAGAGAUAAAGGUGAUAGCGGGCUGAUAAGUCAGUCGAUAGUGUGGCUCAGCUCCGACGGUUUAGUGGCCAAAGUGUUUAUUAUAAGAUAAUACAAAUGCUAUUAAAGCGAUAAACCACAGAUAAUUGUUUUCAGCACACAAAAGUUGCAAAGUGUUAAACAAAAACGCGUCAUUCGUACAGAAUUUCCAAUGGUUCGAGCGCUGUCGCCGGAGUUGGCUAAAAUAGCCAAAGAUGAGCUCAACGAAAACCCGAAGCAAAUUGCAAACGACCUGCAGAGCAUAAAGGAAUGGAUCUCCAAACAACCUCACUUGAUAGCGAGGACAGACGAUCAAUGGCUCCUUGCCAUACUCCGAGGCUGCAAAUUCAGUUUGGAGCGUGUGAAGGUGAAGUUGGAUUUGUUCUACACUCUACGUACCACGGCCCCGGAAAUAACGCUCAGACUCAAACCCACUCGACCUGAAUUUCUACAGUUCCUGAAACUUGGAACAUGUCUGAUUCUGCCGCAGUCUGCGAGCUCUCUACACCCAUCCGUGAUCAUGAUCAGGCCCGGCCUUUACGACCCGGACAAGAACAACGUGGCCGAUGUCAUGUGCAUCUUGUAUUAUUUAGUACAAAUUCUAGUGAUGGAAUGCGAUAACGCGACAGUGUUGGGGACUAAGAUCGUGGUGGACUACCAGGGCUGCACCAUGAACCACCUGACGCAGGCCAACCCCGCCACACUCAAGAAACUGGUGGCAGUCAGCCAAGAUUCCUUGCCACUACGAUUGAAAGGAAGCCACCACCUGAAUGUACCAUCUGGAAUAGAAAUUGUGUUCAAACUUAUAUCGGGAUUCCUGAAUCAAAAAGCAAAAGAUCGGUUAAAAAUACACAAAACAAGCGAUGAGCUUCUACAACAUUUGCCAAAAGAAAUUGUUCCUGUCGAGUACGGCGGAACAGGCAAGAGCAUUCCAGAGAUAUUAGAAUAUUGGGCUCAGAAGGUAACCCAGCACAGAGCUUGGCUAGAAGAGGAGAUGCGUUAUGGAACUGAUGAGAGCAAACGACAAGGCAGCAUGCCCGGAGCCGCCCUCGCCGAUCAAGGAUCAUUCAGGACUUUGGAUAUAGAUUAGCUCAAUGUACAAUUAUUAUGAUUAAUAUAAGUGUUGCUUGUGACACAAA
Messenger RNA from Aricia agestis (brown argus), 1251 nucleotides. Its product is annotated as alpha-tocopherol transfer protein-like. The transcript is spliced from 8 exons. The record is from RefSeq and is a predicted model, not a curated record. Lineage: Eukaryota; Metazoa; Arthropoda; Insecta; Lepidoptera; Lycaenidae. Bases 285 to 1202 code for a protein of 305 amino acids. Gene Ontology annotation, molecular function: phosphatidylinositol bisphosphate binding. Gene Ontology annotation, cellular component: membrane.